AUGCUUGCCAGCAUGUUUGCUCCGCACUCAUUGAGUCCUAUUCCCUCCCGAAUGGCCCUGCUAUUUCUUGCGAGCGCGCUGUUGCCGACGGGGUCAACAGCGGGGAGAACCAGCGCCACCGGCGGGGAUGGAUACAGACUGGGCGAGGAGAUUCCAGUGUCUUGUCUCAAUCGGACUAUGGAAGGCGAACAUAUCACAGAUGACCUAGGCAAACUCCAAUGGAUCCCCUUCGUAACCUGCAACGAGACCUCGCGCCCUCUAUCCCUACACUACGGAACCUCCGAAACGAUAACAUGCACAAUUCCCUCCCUCUCCGACUCGCUCUACCACCUCCUCGAAUUCUACGUCCACUCCGACGUCCCCAUGACCUGCCGCAUACCAACAGCACCUCUAACAUCCAGUAACACCGCGCCGAAAGACCGCACCGAUACCGAUGCUGCGUCUGGCGAGGUCGACUCGCUCGCGGCGCUGAGCGAGAACGGCCCGCCCUUUACCCCGAUCACCAUUGCGCUGCAGGGUACCCUGCAGCUCAGCCACCUGCAUAUCUGGACGGAUAUGAACAUGCUCAUGCAUAAUAUUGCCUCGGACGCGGCGGCGCAACCGCCUAAGGCCAGGAAACACGCUCAGUCUGGUCAGCCUGGAUACGCGGUAGCCGGGACGGCGUACUCGACGCCGGAGUUUGAAGCUGCCGCGAAAAAGGCCUCGCUCGACGAGGACGAGGAAGCUGUGACCGUUGCCCAGGCUGCCCGGGAACCGUGGACAGCGGGGCAUGGGACGAAGGUUGUGCGCGGCGAGCCAUUGACCUUCUCGUUCCAUGUUGCCUGGAUCGAGGGUGGUGCUGGCAUUGGGUGGCCGGAGCGUCCUGCUUCGGAGUCGUUCUUGGAGAUGGGUGGCUCCGGGAUGGUACAGAGUUCUGGGGCUGGCUCGUUCUUCUCGCGGCUGUUUUUGUUCUUCCUCGCUGCUUCCGUUGGUGCUUUGAUUGCGCUGUACUGGGAGCGCAAUGGAGAUCGGUUGCGUGGUCGUUCGGGCUGGCGUGGGGAUGGGAUUCUGGGAGCUCCGCCUGUGAAGGGCAAGGGAACCAGUGUGACGUUUGGUAAUGGUGGACGUAUCAAUGGGUAUGGAGGAUACUCUGCUGCUACUGCCAAUGGCGCGAGUAACGGUGGUGGUGGAGGUACUGGAUAUGGAGGCUUUGCCACUGGAAAGAGGGAUUGA
Messenger RNA from Penicillium cataractarum, 1212 nucleotides. RefSeq lists its product as uncharacterized. The coding region runs from base 1 to 1212 and encodes 403 amino acids. The transcript is spliced from 3 exons. The record is from RefSeq and is a predicted model, not a curated record. NCBI's taxonomy places the organism in Eukaryota, Fungi, Ascomycota, Eurotiomycetes, Eurotiales, Aspergillaceae.